CCAGCCACGGCAGUCGGUGGAUUGAGCUGCGCGCUGCUACUCUCCCGGAGUCCGGAGCCAGUCGGCGUUUAUCCGUACACUUCCAACGCGGGUGUGCUAGCCAAGGAGCGUGAGGAAAGGGGAAGAACAUAACUGGCCGAGAGAGGAUAAAACAUUUAAAACACGGAAUCUUUUGUGUAUUUGGAGCCGGACUGGACAGUCACCCUCUGGCGUAAUAAUUCCGAUUUUGUUCUUCUGAGAGGGAGGGAAUUGGACUGGUAACAGAGGCAGGCUUUUCCGUAUACACAAAUGCAUACAUUUAAAUUAUCGCUUCAGUUUCAUUAAGUUGUUACAAGUAAUGUUUGAAUUUGCUUGAUAAAGAAUUGAGUUACACGAGAGUGACCACCACUGCGGAAGGGAAAAUAUCUUUUAAAAAAAACUGCUAAUUGUUUUUUUAAUCUGCACUACAGAAAUGUUCGCUUUCUGUGUAAUGCCAAAGUAUUCCAGUUAGAAAACAGAUUAAGAGGACACAAACACGAAUUGUUUGUAAAGCUCCGAAGGACAGAACCUCGCUGAUCUUUUUUGCAAAUGCUGCCGCAAACAAGAAUACAUUUUUUCACGGAUAUUUCUCUUCCCCAAAGGAAGUUCCUGCUUUACUAAGAUUUGCUUGUGGGUUAUUUUUCUUACGGCGGCGUAUGAUCUGUAGCCUACUAGCAACCAGUUUAGAGAAGACGUUCUGCAUUGACUGAGUAGCCUACACUGAGACAGAACGGGAAUCCUCGUUUUUCACCUCUGAAAAAAACGGGACAUUGGAUUAAAAACGGACAAUUAAACACUAAUUUAAAGACCAAAAAAGUGAGAACAUCCCUUCUUCGGUGGUCAUGUGUGACACAGCCUGAAUUACUGGUCCAUCAGCAUCGACGGAGCAAGGUUACAUCCAGGAGGAGGUCAUCCCAUGAAAAUGUCGAGUCAUUGCUAGGGCUCACUGCCACUGGAGUAACAUGCACCUAACUGUCAGACUCUCAUCACGGCUAGCGCUAGCGUAGGAUCUGGUGUCAAACCACAAGAAGAGGAAAUAACCUGAUCAUAAUAAUAAUCACAAAUACAAAUUCCUGUCAGGGGGAAGCCGAAAGCAUUAAGUCUUAAGACGGCAGACAACGUGGAGAAGGAUUUGAGAGUAGAAUACCUAUACCCUUACUCUUGACACUGCAAAUUCCCUAGCUGUAUCGAUUUAAUAGUAUAGUGUUUCCGUUUAAUUGUUUCAAAACUUAAAAACUAAAUAAAGAGUUAAUUGUAUUCCGUUAGCAGUAAGGGUCUGAUCUGACCGAAAGGCCCAUUUCCAAGAUGGCUAACAACUCCGCUGAUCACCCUCCGGGGAACUCCGUCGCCGAGGGCAACCAUGAGGGCGACUUUGGCUGCACGGUGAUGAAUCUUCGGGACCUGAUGGAGCUUCGCAGCGGGGAGGCCGUUGCCAAGAUCGGGGACAACUACGGGGACGUGCAGGGCCUGUGCCGCCGUCUCAAAACCUCUCCCAUCGAAGGUCUCUCGGGCAACCCAGUGGACUUGGAGAAGCGUCACGCGGCGUUCGGGAAGAACUUCAUCCCGCCGAAGAAGGCCAAGACCUUCCUGCAGCUAGUCUGGGAGGCCCUUCAAGAUGUCACCCUCAUUAUCCUGGAAGUGGCAGCCAUCAUCUCUCUGGGGCUUUCCUUCUAUCACCCACCAGGGGGUGACAGCGAGCAGUGCGGUCAGGCUGCUUCCGGGGUGGAGGACGAAGGAGAGGCGCAGGCGGGCUGGAUCGAGGGAGCAGCCAUCCUCUUCUCAGUCAUCAUCGUGGUCCUGGUGACGGCCUUCAACGACUGGAGCAAGGAGAAGCAGUUCCGCGGGCUGCAGAGCCGAAUCGAGCAGGAGCAGAAAUUCACCGUCAUACGCAAGGGCCAGGUCAUCCAGAUCCCCGUGGCCGAGCUCGUGGUGGGAGACAUCGCCCAAAUCAAAUACGGUGACCUGCUGCCUGCCGACGGCAUCCUGAUCCAGGGGAACGACCUGAAGAUCGACGAGAGCUCGCUGACCGGGGAGUCUGACCAAGUCAAGAAGUCCCUGGAGAAGGAUCCCAUGUUGCUGUCUGGUACCCACGUGAUGGAAGGUUCCGGGAGGAUGGUGGUCUCCGCAGUCGGUCUCAACUCCCAGACCGGAAUCAUCUUCACCCUGCUGGGCGCCGGUGGCGAGGAGGAGGAGAAGAAGGCGAAAAAAGGUAAAAAACAAGGAGCCCCAGAGAAUCGGAACAAAGCCAAGACCCAAGAUGGCGUCGCCCUGGAGAUCCAGCCACUCAAGAGUGAGGAAGCAGUGGAGUCGGAGGAGAAGGAGGAGAAAGAAGAGGCCAAGCCCGUCAAGAAGGUCAAUGUUACCAAGAAGGAGAAGUCGGUCCUGCAGGGCAAGCUCACCAGGCUGGCUGUGCAGAUUGGGAAAGCAGGUCUGAUUAUGUCCGCUGUGACCGUCAUCAUCCUCAUUCUGUACUUCGUCAUCGAUACUUUUGGUGUGCAGAAGCGACCCUGGCUUAAGGAAUGCACUCCCAUCUAUAUCCAGUACUUUGUGAAGUUCUUCAUCAUCGGCGUGACUGUCCUGGUGGUGGCUGUACCUGAGGGUCUUCCUCUGGCUGUUACCAUCUCCCUGGCCUACUCUGUGAAGAAAAUGAUGAAGGACAACAACCUGGUGCGGCACUUGGAUGCGUGCGAGACCAUGGGCAACGCCACUGCCAUCUGCUCCGACAAGACGGGCACGCUCACCAUGAACCGCAUGACCGUGGUGCAGGCGUACGUGGGCGACACGCACUACCGCACGGUCCCCGAACCGGACGCCCUGAAGCCCGAAACACUGGAGCUCAUGGUCAACAGCAUCGCCGUCAACUCGGCCUACACCACCAAGAUCCUGCCCCCGGAGCGAGAGGGGGGUCUGCCCCGCCACGUGGGGAACAAGACGGAGUGUUCUCUCCUGGGUCUGGUGCUGGAGCUGAAGCGGGACUACCAGCCGGUGCGGGACGAGGUUCCCGAGGAGAAGCUGUACAAGGUGUACACCUUCAACUCCUCCCGAAAGAGCAUGAGCACCGUGCUGCAGAACCCCGAUGGGUCCUUCCGCAUGUACAGCAAGGGCGCCUCCGAGAUCGUCCUGCGCAAGUGUUCCCGGAUCCUGGACGGGUCCGGGCAGGCCCGGGUGUUCCACCCCAAAGACCGGGACGAGAUGGUGCGGAAGGUGAUCGAGCCCAUGGCCUGUGAAGGACUGCGCACCAUCUGCCUGGCCAUGCGCGAGUUCCCCGCCAAGCCUGAGCCUGACUGGGACCAGGAGAGCGAGAUCCUGACUGACCUCACCUGCCUGGCCGUGGUGGGCAUCGAGGACCCUGUCCGACCGGAGGUACCGGAGGCCAUCUCAAAGUGCCAGAGGGCGGGGAUCACGGUGAGGAUGGUUACCGGCGACAACAUCAACACAGCUCGCGCCAUCGCCACCAAGUGUGGAAUUCUCCUUCCUGGGGAGGACUUCCUGUGUCUCGAGGGCAAAGAGUUCAACCGUCACAUCCGCAACGACAAGGGGGAGGUGGAGCAGGAACGUCUGGACAAGCUCUGGCCCAAACUGAGGGUGCUGGCGCGGUCUUCCCCCACCGAUAAGCACACACUGGUGAAAGGAAUCAUCGAUAGCACGGUGGGGGAAACGAGGCAGGUGGUGGCUGUGACAGGAGAUGGAACAAACGACGGACCCGCGCUCAAAAAGGCCGACGUCGGAUUCGCUAUGGGUAUUGCUGGAACAGACGUAGCCAAGGAAGCGUCUGACAUCAUCCUGACUGACGACAACUUCACCAGCAUCGUCAAGGCGGUGAUGUGGGGUCGCAACGUCUACGACAGCAUCUCCAAGUUCCUGCAGUUCCAGCUGACUGUUAACGUGGUGGCGGUCAUCGUAGCCUUCACCGGAGCCUGCAUCACCCAGGAUUCCCCCCUGAAGGCCGUACAGAUGCUGUGGGUGAACCUGAUCAUGGACACCUUGGCCUCUCUGGCUCUGGCAACCGAACCCCCGACCGAAUCCCUGCUGCUCCGCAAACCCUACGGCCGCAACAAGCCACUCAUCUCCCGCACCAUGAUGAAGAACAUCCUGGGCCACGCGGUGUACCAGCUCACCAUCAUCUUCACCCUGCUCUUCGCUGGGGAGAAGUUCUUCGACAUCGACAGCGGCCGCAACGUGCCCCUUCACUCGCCCCCCACUGAACACUACACCAUCGUCUUCAACGUCUUCGUCAUGAUGCAGCUCUUCAACGAGAUCAACGCCCGCAAGAUCCACGGCGAGAGGAACGUCUUCGAGGGCAUCUACCGCAACCCCAUCUUCUGCAGCGUGGUCCUCGGAACGUUCGCCCUGCAGAUUAUUAUUGUACAGUUUGGAGGGAAGCCGUUCUCCUGCACUGCCCUCACCAUCGACCAAUGGCUGUGGUGCAUCUUUAUUGGUGUGGGGGAGCUGCUCUGGGGACAGCUCAUCUCGGCCGUUCCCACGCACCGGCUGAAGUUCCUGAAGGAGGCCGGCCACGGGAUCACCAAGGAGGAGAUUCCGGAGGAGGAGCUGGUGGGAGGCGUGGACGAGAUCGACCACGCUGAAAUGGAGCUCCGCAGGGGCCAGAUCCUCUGGUUCCGUGGACUCAACCGCAUCCAGACUCAGAUGGACGUUGUUUAUACAUUCCAGACGGGCCAGACGGCAGUGCCCGGGGCUCUGCGUCGGCAGCCCUCCGUGGUCAGCCAGCACAACGACGCAAAAACUGUCUCUAGCCCCACCCAUAUUAAAGUGGUCAAUGCAUUCCGCAGUUCCCUUUACAAGGGGCUGGAUAAGGCAGAUUCCAGACACUGCAUCCAUAACUUCAUGUCACAUCCCGAAUUUGGCCCCAAUUCCAAGGACGAGGACGAGGACGAGGCUAGACCGAUCUCCACUAUAGAGGAGGACGACGUGGACAUCGAGACGCUCCCCACGUCCUCAAACGAAGCCCCAGCCGGGGGCACGGGGGGCGCCUCCACUUCUGGGGCUGCGGCCCCCCCCGCGAAGCCCCUCCACAGUCAGGAAACCUCCAUCUGAUGACACACACACACACACACACACACACACAGCGCCCCUCUCCUGGGCUCACGGACGCAGCCGUUCUCUCGGACCCCGGCUUGGUGUUCUGUUUGAGGUGCGCCUCCACCUCUCCCCCGAACCCCGACCCCUGACCCCUGACCUCCCUGGCUUGCACAGUAGCGUGUGUGUGCUGAAUGUACGUCGCAGCUGCAAGACACACAAUCUAACUCGUGGGCGGGGCCACAAGGAUUCAACCAUUAACCCCCGACCCCCCACAAACAGCCCCAUUGCAGAGCCAUAGCCCUUGCUAGUCUGUCUGUGUACACCAUUUUCAUUUGACCUAUUUAUUUUCUUAUAUUCAUUUCUGGUUUUUAAUCUGUUGUUUUUUUUUACACAAAUCUUACCAUCUAGAAUCGAAUUGUGCAUUUGUAUACGAUUGUGCUCACAUAUAUACAGUUGUCAUCGAUGCACACAGAACCAGAAAAAAAGUGCAUUUGUAUGUACAUGUAUAUAUUGUGUAUAUGGACUCAAUCGUAACAUUGAAUUGGCAAAAUUGUACAAAACCUUCAGCUGAAAUUGCUACAAUCUUUCUUUGACCAUAUUAUUUCCACAUAUAUAGUACAGUAAGUAUAAGUUGUGACUGGAUUUUUUUUUUUCUGAAUACGAUGUUUCAAAUUAAUCAAAUGCAUAGUAGUUAUUUCCUUUUUCAUGUUGUUUUCUCCAGAAGGUUCUUAAAAUAGUAUUUUUUUCCCCCUGGUAAUUCGUAUGCACGUUUUCAGAAGGACAUCACUUUAGAUGCUGCACUAUUCCAGUGAGUUGUUUAUACACUGAAAAGAAAAGGAAAGAGAAAAGCGUUGAAUUUCCAGACCAUGUCCAUGCCGAUGCAUCAUAGAGCGCCCCCUACCUGCAGCUAACGGUAAUGGCACAGUGGUGCAAAACCCUCCAAUGAGUGACCCAAGUGGGAGUGUCCGACCACACCUCUCAUCCAAUAAGACCAUGGCGGGGAUCUCUAGUCUCGAUCUUCAUCAGUUCCUCAAUAUUAAAUUAACGUCAGGAUGAGUAAGAAUUCCUUUUAGGUACCCUUCAGAGCAUGCAUUUACUCUUCAGAUUUCAUUUGGGAUGGGUGGGAUCGCAGUUGUAAAUAUAUUAAUUGUGCGGGAGCAUUGGUGUAUAAAAUGAGAAGGAGAACUGAGAUUUUUUUUUUCUUCUCCAAAAAUGUGCAAAAUAGAUCAAUUUCUGUACCUAAAAAGACUGAAUAAUAGGAAAUGUUUGCCUUUUAGCGCUUGAAAAUGGGCAAAUGAUUUCCCUCAUAGGCCUCAAUGGAUUAUUGAGUUUUGCUGUGUAUGUUAAACUGACAAAACAGUCCAUCAUUCCCACUUUACCACCAGUGGAUCGAUCAGGAGUUAUGAUCCAUACCCUACCUGUGUCCCAACAGCAUAGUCAUACGGCACGUCUGUGCAUGUUUAAGUGUCAAAAUAAAUUAUACCUAACAAACAAGCUAAAAAAAAAAAAGAAGUAUAUGCAACAGAAAUGAUUUGUUUGGUCCUGUAAUUGUUCCUUUAAUCAAACCUAACAGGUGUAAGAAUACCACAAACUGCCGGUUUUGCGAGUGUGGCCUGGAGGAUGUUUUUGUGUGCUUAUUACCGAUAUUGUCGUACUGCCACAUUCAAACCUUUUUCAUAUCUAGGUUAUAUAGAAUCCUCAAAUAUACUUUUUCUACUUAAUCACAGCCAUAUUUUCUAGGUUGUUUUUAUAUCCCAUUUGUUUUUAAUUUCUCUUUCUGAUGUUCCCAAAAAAAAAAACAAAUCAAAGACAACGUGUCACUGCCGACAAAAGACCGCUGUGUUGUUUACCGAAUAGAGUCCGCAUACACUCCGGAUUAACCCUCCCCACUGGUGAUAAGGUUCCUUUUGCCUCUCCCAUUUAUUCAAAUAUAAUAUAGAAAUAUGGGGAAGCUCGCAUGGUUUUCAUAUAGAAAACUAUCACAAUGUUUUGUUUUGUUUGUUCUUUUCUUUUGUUUUUUUUUACAAUUCUUAUGUAUUUUUAUAUUUAGUACUGUUUAGUAUUUUAAAUAUAUAAUAUAUCUACGCUGAAGAUCUUGGCAGCAUUAGGUAAAUGAGAGAAAUACUUGGUAGAGUAAUUUUGCAAAUAUUUAUAUUUAUGCUGCGUUUGUUAACCAUUCUUAGCCAUCCAGUACUGUGGCCUCAAACUAAAAUGACUUGUUUACCACUUAAGCCAUGCCAUUGGACGAACUCUCUGUGAGACUUCACCAACCAAUCAGUUUUACUGACCUCCCCGUAGUAUGAGCACGUAAGUCGCAGUGCUUUUUUGACUUUGUGUUGGUGUAGAAGGUGUAUUCCACAGACUCUUACUCUGUUCUGCCUGUGAGGACUUAUUGUUUUUCCUUUCCUUUUGUAAUUUGGUAGUAAGUAAUGCUUAGUGGAGUAAAUAAAAUACAUUUAAAAUACAAUGAAACAAUACUUUUAAAUAAUACAGAUUAAUUCUGAAGUAUAUUUUUUUUCUAUAUAUCUAUAUUAUAUAUUAUAUAUAUAUUUUCUAUAUUUUUCCGUUCUUACUGGUUGAAUUGACAGCAAGUUUAAUUUAUUGAGUAUGGGGAGUGGUGCUUUAGAUGACUGGUUUUUAGUUUGAGUUGAAUUGUUUAAAUAGAUGAUUCUGAUAUUGAUGAACCUGAAAAAGGACGUAGGAAAAUGUUGAUGAAGAAAGCAGAGAGGGAAGGUUCUUUAAUGCACUUUGAGGGCAGAACAGCACUGCUGCCCUCGGUGGGUGUGUCUGGGGCACACUGGGAUAGAUGCUGGAAUGCCUACAGAGCUUAUGUCCAGGGACACAUUGUACAGUGGAAACACCCCUUUCAUAAUUCUGCCAUAUAACAGUACUUUAUGGAACAAAAAUGACUCUUAUACACUCAGUAUAUUGUAAAUAAUAACGUGGGCUUAACAUUGAUUUGCAGGUUAAAAAACAAAAAAGGAAAAAAAAGUGGGCAAUCCGUUGUUAUGGAUCACCAGCAUAGCUUUAAGAAUGUUCUGCCAAAGUGUGGUGUACAAUCCUCACGUUUUGUUUUCCCCUUCUGCGCACCAUUACGUCACGUGUUCCUUUCCCAUCGUGCUGUUGCAGAUUACCAUUACGUGUGUUCUCCCUGCCCAUUACGCCGCUGCAGAGACGACCGCCGCACCUGUGCUUGCUUUGCUCCAUUUCACCGGACCGCGUGUUUGGCAAACCGGAAUCGCAAUCUCAAUCGCAAACUGUUGCCGAAAGAACCCCUUUUCCUAUUUAAAUGGCCUUCAUUGUGCUGCUGUGAUCUGUUGUGACUGGAUUGCCCUUGCGUAUCUUUUGAUAGUGUACUGAUACUGUAUGUGUAAGAUGCACCUGCUUUUUUAGGGCCUUUCUCGUUUUUCUCUUUUAUUUUGCUUUGGUUUGUAGCCUCCCACCCGCACCCCCCCCCCCCCCCCCACCCCACCCCCCUUGGCAUGGCUAUACAAUGAAAACAAAAUAGCGACUGGAAUUUGUAACUUACAGAACAUGGGGAAAAACGGCACAACCAAAAAAUAGUCAUUAUUUGCUUCCUUGGUGCCCCCGACAACACGAUCAGAUCUAUGAUACCAUAAAAACUUACUGCACACUCAACUGUUCUGUGUAUAUUGUAUACAGAUUACAAACGAGAUUACUUGCAUGUGCAAUAGGUUUCAAAUAAUGAAAACAGAUCCACAGCUGAAUUUUAUGUUGGUGCAUUGUUACUCUACUGAUUUUCUAAAGACCUUUUCUUGGGUGAUGGGGUUAUGCUGGGGAAUUAUGCGCCACCGUUGUAAAUACAAAAGAAGUUUUGAAACUGGAAUGUCCCAAGGUUUAAAAAUCAUAAACCCCUUAUUUUACAUAUAUUUACUCUAACCGGUGGGUGUGAAGUUCACCCUGUGUUGAGUACAUUGUAAAUGGCUGGAUCUGCAAAAAAAAGAAAAGAAAAAAAAAAAAAAGGAACACUGAAAAUGAGACGAUUUCAGUCAUUCAUAUGAUAUAAUAAGCACUGGUGUUAUUUUUGUAUAAACAUUAUAUCAUCUAUGUGGCAUGCAUGACUUAUAAUCAAUUUGGUGGUUCAAAGCAAUAUGUACACCUGGUGCGAUUGGUAUUUAUGUGUCCUGUGUAGCCCAAGCCAUGCUGUGCUUACGAAAAUGCAUUUGGAAAAAAAAAAAACAAACAAAAAAAACGACUAACUGUUCAGUAUAUGUGUUCAAUGUUCUGCAUGUUUAAGUAUGGAAUGAGACAUCCCAAAUGUUUACUUGCUUCCAAGAUUCCCAACAUGCAUUAAUGCAUGCACACACACACACACAGUACACACACAAAAACACAAGCAUACACAUACACACACACACAUAAACACAAACACACACACACACACACACACACACACAAACACACACACAAACACACAUUUACAAUACAAAGUAUACACAUAUGCAAUUUUUUGCAUCCGACACACCAAUAGCAGAGAGCCAUUUCCUGUUCAGGAGAAACACACACUGAUAGGAUGCUGUUCUGGAGGGGGUCCAAAGUAAUAAAGUCAGAGGGAGAAUGUGUUUUGGGAACUCUGUUUUUUGUUUCAUUUUUCUUUUACAUGAUAAUUAAUUGUAUUAAAUACAAUGGCUUGUUAGUCCGGGAGUAGAAUAACAUGUCUUUGGAUGUUCUGUGUUUCUGAAAACAGCUAAUUAUUCUCUUUCACUGCUGCCCUAAAUGUUAACAAGUUGGGCUUCUGUAUAGUAUAUGCCGUGUGUGUGUGUGCAUGUGAGUGUGCGUGUGAGUGAGUGUGUGUGUGUGUGUGUGCGUGCGUGUGUGCGUGCGUGCGUGUGUGCGUGCAUGCUCAUGCAUGUCUGUGUCUGCGUAAUGUAAUUUUAGAAAGAAGCUUUGUAUCUUUUUUAUGUUUCGAGAAUCCGUGUAACUUGGGAAGAAGAUAUCACUCUCAUUAUUCUGCUUCUAACACCGCUACAUGUUUAGUGUUUGAUUCAUAAUUGGACUGUCUACAAAAUACAAGAAAAAGGCUGUCUCUGUCUCAAAUGGCGAUCUGCAUGCACCGUUAAAGUAGUUCUUCUUACUCUAUCCCACCGCCACGUUUCCGAACCUGAUAAACACACGCAACAUCAUGAUUUUGUCUUGCAGGUUGGCUUAUUGACCAAUAGUGCAGGUCAUUUAUGCGCAUAAUGAACGUUUACAGAGCCUUUAACAACAGAAGGGUCGCCUCUACACCACUGACUGAUUUUCUGAAGGAAGAUCUUGAGAUUCUGGCAGGAGUUAGUUCACUGGCAGAGCAUGUAAUUCAAUUUGAAAUGCUCCUCGUCACCAUUUGAGUCCCCUUAAUUAUGGAACGUAGAAAUAAUUAGCUGCAUGAUUAACAGAGAAAUGCCUGACUGUUUCUCCCAUCUUUCACCACUGCUGCGGAGGAUAAUGAAUUGUGAAGGUAUGCAUUAAUUGACCAGCCAUCGCAUGCUAGCGAGUACACGGACUCAUUCAACUGAUUUAUUCCCUCUGCCCUUUUACAACAGGGGGUAUUUUCGUGAAAGAUGCUUACGCCAGUGAAUGCCAGUGCACAUGCAAGCUUGGGAGUCAUUGAGUAGAAACCCCCCCCCCGAAACACACAUACACCCACACACACACACACACACUCUCUCUCUCUUUCUCACACACACACACACACACACACACACACACUCUUUUACAUACAUACACACAUUCUCUCUUACACUCUCUUUUAUACACACACACACACUCAAAACUGAAGCCAAAGAGAGGUCUUCACAUGAGAGAAUUGGGUUGGAUUGAACAUGGAAAACUAAUUUUGGCAAAAUGUAUUUCUCCGCCUGAGUUGUUGAAUUUGAGAUUGGGUUUGACUCGUGAUUCAGGCUCCCUUGUGUAAUUUGCACCUUGUAAUUGUGAGGUGUGCAUCACGCGCACAGGUGUUCACUUUUACGGCUGCAACUACCUCCCAAACACAUGCGUAAAACCCCAGUGUUGAAACGUAAUGCAAACGUUAUGUGAAGGUUAGGUGGGCGACUGCCUGUGGGUUCAUCUUGUGUAGUCCUGCGAGAGUUUCAUACUCAGCACCAGCACUGAAGUGAAAGAUUUACAUCUGUUCCUUUUAAAGUUGGUUUACAAUAGUUUAUCACUGCCAGAUUACAUCAUCAGAAUCACAGAUUUGUUUGUACCACCGCAGGUACAUGAAGGCAACGUGGAAUAUCAGCUCAAACUCAUGAUGGCCAUGUCGUGUGUUUGGAAAGCCAUUUCGUAUGUUUCUGUGAUAACUGAUAAUGAAUGUUUGCUUAAAGAGGCUGAAGGCUUAAAUCCUAUCUAUGUUGUGAAUAUUAAUGGGUACAAAAGCCUGAUUAGAUAUGGGUAGGGCAGAGGUCAUCAUUAGGCUGUUGGCCGUUUGACAGGCCACCCAGAAACCACAGGAAGUGUGCUUAUGAGUAUGCUUCAUGACCUUAGAGCUGAGCGAAUCACUGGUGCCUUCAGAACCAUACCACCCUGUUUACACUCUGCUGCUCUACACAGGAGAACCACCAGGCAGUUUGGACUCACAUUUACGCAGCUUUCCUGCUUUUUCAUACUCGUUUGUUGUUUUUAGGAGUCUAUUCAAGCGUGAAGAAUUGGUGUCUUCCAAUUCUCGGGUGGUGAAAUGAAAUCACAUUGCCUAGUUUUUCCUCACUAGUUUUCUUUUGAGAAGUUGAUGUGCAGAGCAGAGUGCUAUGUUCUGCGGUGAGCAUGUGGACACUGGGCCUGGAAGAGAAGAGGUGUAUUUCUGAAAUGCAUGUUAAAGUUCUGGAAAGCGGCCGUGCCUCCCAACUCCUACAUCAUGACAUUCAGUUGCAAAUUACAAGAGAAACCCCAUCAGUAAUCAGUGCUGCAGGAAAGCUAAAAGAGGCGGUGUGUGUUGUGUUCAUGGACACUGAAAGGCUAAGCUUUCUUCAUUAGGGAACAGACAUUCAGCGCCUCAGGCGCGCGUUAUUAAAUGCCUUUGGUCAACACUUGAGCGCUUAUUUACGUGCUGUUGGGGAUGAAACACGAGCGUAUAAUUCGCAACUCCGUAACUCUUCCUGUCCCAGAUUCCUUUUGUUUACAGUCCUGGACCAUCUGCCAAGACUUACACAGAUUACCGCGGAUCUGCAUUAGAUGUUAGAUGUGGUGUUCAAAGGCUGUGGGAAUGAUCGAUGGGGCUAGGCGAGCAUGCCGGCGCGAUCACAAGCUGGUGUCUGCCGUUUUUACAGAACGGUUUAAAAAUGUUCAUUUUUUACUCUGUAAAGGAAGAAUGGAUUUGAAGAAUGUUUCAGAAACUCUGCUCAUUCAGAUCAAGCUGUGUGUUCAAUUAGCCUGCAGUUAGUUCCUCUUCAGACUGUAAGAUGAUAUCAGUCUCAGCUUUUAUUUUUUUGCAUGCAUCCAAGCUUGAAUUUAGCUUUGGGAUUUUCUAACAUCAGAAGUGAGUUUAGUCAGAACAGCUGUUUCCCACACAUCACAGGUCCUGUUUCAGUUCCUGAUCCAGUGAGGAUAGGGAGAAAGGAAUAGUCAUUACUGUUUCAUUAAAAGAAAUGUCGUAUUUGCAUUAAAGUUCUCUUUAUCUGUUGUCAUAUCACUGGUCUGAGUACACAAGUAGCAUACUAAUUAACAUUUAUACCAUUUACAGCAGGCGACAAACUAUGCUAUUAAGGAGUUUGGACUGGAUUAAACUUCAUAAUAUGACAGUAGAUGCUUCCCUGUUUUAUAACUCAAUAAUGCAUUCUCCAAAGCUUUGGAUAUCCACAACAUGAGACAUAUUCAAAAGAAACAGAGUCCAAGAACAGUUUCCCUGUGGGGAUAUAUAAUAUAUAUAUAUAUAAAGUAUAUUUAUCAUAAUUGGAUAAUAUAACUAUUUACUGAUCAAAGUGGUAUUGAACAGAUGUGAUAGCACCAAGUAUUUAAACUUAAAUGAGAAACAUUCCCUAGACAGUCUCUAGCAGUACUGAAGUACAUGGCAUGUAUUUGAUUGGAAAAUAAGUGGGGAAGUCCUUACUAAAAGCGUAACUGUUUUUGCAUGUAUUGCUUCUGUGUGUGUGUGUGUGUGUGUGUGUGUGUGUGUGUGUGUGUGUGUGUGUGUGUGUGUGUGUGUGUGUGUGUGUGUGUGUGUGUGUGUGUGUGUGUGUGUGUGUGUGUGUGUGUGUGUGGUUAAGGGUACAAUAGUACUCUUAAGUUGUAUAUUGGAGUGCAGUAUGCUACAAUAUGACAGUUGUGCACACUUGUGAAUAGAUUUAAAGCAGCAUCUGUAAUCAGUGUGUGUAUCAACUGAACCUGAUAUAUCCCAAUUAUUCAUUUGCUCCAAGAUCUUGUAAAUACUGUUCGUCGCCAUGCCAAAAUGCCACUCCUGUUUGCUUUGAACUAUGCAACAGUUUAUUGGAUUUUUAAAAAAACAAUUAUUGCUUAUUUAUUUUCAUGGUUCUCCACCUAUUGCUCAAACUCUUUCUCCCUCUCUCUGUCUUUGUGUGCUUGUCUUUCUCUGUCUCAGUGGAUGCAGUCAUUCCCAUUCUCCAUGUCUUUAUACUAACUAAACACAAGCAUAACAUGUAUGUAUGUGUGUGUGCAUAUGCACAGUAUGCACACUUUAUAUUUUUUUCUUUACUCUUUUGUAAUAUAUGACCAUGUGGAAUGCCUUGUUCUUUAUGUCCUGUCCUUUGAAUUUAAACAGAAGAAAAAAAUGCUAAUUCACAAGGAAUUGAGGUGAGUUAUUAUACAUAAAUCUAUAUAAAUAAAAUAAAGCCAUUGGGAUUUGAAAUACA
This is a messenger RNA of Conger conger (European conger), 13859 nucleotides long. RefSeq names its product ATPase plasma membrane Ca2+ transporting 4 (gene atp2b4). Gene Ontology annotation, biological process: regulation of cytosolic calcium ion concentration; calcium ion transmembrane transport. Gene Ontology annotation, molecular function: ATP hydrolysis activity; P-type calcium transporter activity; ATP binding. The transcript has 22 exons. The record is from RefSeq and is a predicted model, not a curated record. NCBI's taxonomy places the organism in Eukaryota, Metazoa, Chordata, Actinopteri, Anguilliformes, Congridae. Gene Ontology annotation, cellular component: intracellular membrane-bounded organelle; membrane. Bases 1324 to 5073 code for a protein of 1249 amino acids.